Solanum verrucosum is the source of this 1418-nucleotide messenger RNA. RefSeq lists its product as uncharacterized. The transcript is spliced from 12 exons. Gene Ontology annotation, cellular component: chloroplast. Lineage: Eukaryota; Viridiplantae; Streptophyta; Magnoliopsida; Solanales; Solanaceae. The record is from RefSeq and is a predicted model, not a curated record. The coding region runs from base 71 to 1345 and encodes 424 amino acids.
AAAUACGCCUAUCUCCCUCUUAUAUCAUUUUUUCAUCUUCUUCUUCUUCAACUAGUUGAAUGUUUGAGCAAUGUCUCGAGGGACUGAUCGGUUACUGAAGAAUUUGAAGCAAUUUACUGACCUUCAGUACAAGUACUUCACUAGCCGCUAUGGACAGCAACUCAUUGACAUAUUCGAAUUUCCAAUAAAGCUUGUUCUCUCACCUAUUACACUUGCUUAUGACAUUGCCGGCUCUGCUCCGAGGGGGUUCGGUGUACCUGAAUUCAUCUCUAAGCUGUCUUAUUCGACCAUCUUUGUGGUGGCUACUCUGGGUACUUAUGACAUUGCAAUGGAGCUCGGAAAGAAGGUGAUCAGCCAGAGGGACUGCCAGACAUGCAGUGGAUGGCAGGCGUUACAGUGCACAAUGUGCAAAGGAUCAGGCAAAGUGCAUUACCAAGUGAAAAACUAUACAUUGAAAAGGGGAGAAAAAGCCACAGCUGAAUCCAUUGCUGAUGCGAUAGCUGAUAACAGAGCUGAGUUGGUGCACCUUCCUACCACAGUGGACCUUCACUUGCCACUGCCAUCUAAAGAAUGUCCCAGUUGUGAUGGAUCGGGUGUGAUGAAAUGCCCGGAAUGCAAAGACAAGCUGCAAAUAAGGAUAUCUGCAGAUGAUAUUAUGGAGCCUCCUUGGAAAGCUUAUAAUAUCAUGAGAAAGAUGGAUUAUCCUUACGAGCAUAUUGUUGAUAGUAUGAAGGACCCCAGCAUUGCUGCAUUUUGGUUGCUUACCUUGCCUCAGAUUGUGGGUGGAUUUGAAUAUGAUGAUGAUGUCAAGAAGAAGAUUUGGUGGCAAUAUAAGGAAUCUAUGCGAUAUGAUCAACUUCGAGAUGUGGUGGCCAAGAGAAAACCUGGAUGGGAGUAUUUGCAAGAAGCCUUGGUCUCUAUUGAUCCCGCCCGAGCAAGAGAAGAUCCUGUUAUUGUGAAGAACAUUCCUUACUUCAAGGCAAAGAAAGCUCUGGAGGCAGAAGUCAUGAAGCUUGACCCUCCGCCGCGUCCUCAAAAUUGGGGGGAGUUGAACCUUCCAUUAAACGCAUCUUCUUGGAGUGAGAAGGACCUCAAAGACCCAAAAAAGCUCUAUGAGAUGACAGUUCUUCUUAAUGCACAGAGAGAAAUUUCUGAAAAGAUGCUGGAUGCUCAGUGGGAAGCGAAAUGGAGAGAAGAAAAGCUUAACAAAAUGUUGGAGGAGAAGGUACGACCGUACAUUCAGAAUAUCGACAAUACUGUACUUCCUCAACCUAUUGUUAUGGAGUCAGAAAGGAAUCAGGAUCAAAAGAGAAAGCAUGGACGAAGGAGAUGGUGGUUGUUCUGAUUGUAUUUGCUUUGCCAGUACAAUUGCUACUAGACUCAUGGGAAAUCUAAUGCUUAUAGCAGCUCUUUAUUUU